Messenger RNA from Sardina pilchardus (European sardine), 5461 nucleotides. Its product is annotated as neurofascin-like. Gene Ontology annotation, molecular function: cell-cell adhesion mediator activity. The record is from RefSeq and is a predicted model, not a curated record. Gene Ontology annotation, biological process: cell-cell adhesion; axon guidance; brain development. Gene Ontology annotation, cellular component: axon; plasma membrane. NCBI's taxonomy places the organism in Eukaryota, Metazoa, Chordata, Actinopteri, Clupeiformes, Clupeidae. The transcript has 27 exons. Bases 257 to 3835 code for a protein of 1192 amino acids.
UCAAACCGUUAAUGCUCUCAAACACACAUCAUAGGAUCUAGCCAAUGACGACCAACAAUCUGUUAUGCUCGGGGGGUUCCUGUUGACUUCAUGGAUUAUGUGAGGAGAAUGAGUGACUGAACAGCAGAUUCAUUGAACUAACACUGAGAAGGAAACCAUCACAAAAUAGUCCACCUUCAUAUGAAUGGAAAUCACAAGACAACAACUUCAGAGCUGUUGAUCAGUUCAGGAGAGCUGGAAGGCGAUCUGCGCGGAGAUGGGGAGUCAGGACCGGGAGCUGGUGGCGCUGGUCAUCAGGUUCGCCAUCUUGCUGCUCACCAGGCCCUGUCUGCUGGCCAUGGAGAUACCACAGGAUGUCAAGCAGCCCCCCACCAUCAUCAAGCAGUCGGUGAAGGAUCACAUUGUGGAGCCCAGUGAUCCCAUCAUCAUUGAGUGUGAAGCAACAGGAAACCCUCAGCCUGUGUUCACCUGGACACGCAAUGGGAAGUACCUGAACGUGGCGAGAGACUCGCAAGUGUCCAUGCGGAGGUGGUCAGGCACGUUGGAGAUCUUCUUCUACGGUCGGCCCGGCGACUACGAGGGGGAGUACCAGUGCACCGCCACUAACGAGUUCGGCUCCGCCAUCUCCAACAAGAUCAACCUGAGGGUCUCCAAGGCGCGCUCGUGGCCCAAGGAGCACCUGGAGCCCAUGACGGUGUUCGUGGGCGAGUCACUGGUGCUGCCCUGCAACCCCCCCCCAGGACCCCCCGAGCCUGCUACCUACUGGGUCAACAGCUCUAUGGUGCCGAUCCGCCAGAGUCGCCGGGUGUCCAAGGCUGAGAACGGCGACCUGUACUUUGCGUACGUGCUCCCCGAGGACGCGUCCACAGACUACUGCUGCACGGCACGCUUCCCGCACACCUACACCAUCCACCAGAAGAGCGCCGUCAUCCUCCAGGUGCUCACAGUGCGCAGGCCAUCUGAAAGAGCUCCUGCCUUCAUGUAUCCCCCGAAGAAGGCCACGUCUAGAGUCGCACUCGUAGGGGAAGAACUGGUGCUGGAGUGCUUUGCCACGGGAGUUCCUCCCCCUGUGAUUAAGUGGACCAAAGACUGGGACCAGAUGUCCCUGGAGGGCAAAAGACUGGAGAGCUUCAACAAGAGGCUUCGCAUCCUGUCCGUGUCCCUGGACGACGGGGGAGAGUACACCUGCACAGCCUCCAACAAGAUGGGCUACGUGGAGCGCACCAUCUCCGUCAGUGUCAAAGCGGCUCCUUACUGGUUGGAGAAGCCGAAGAACCUAAUUCUGUCCCGAGACGUCAACGGCAAGAUGGCGUGCCAGGCGGAUGGAGUGCCGCGGCCCACGGUGCAGUGGCUGGUGAACGGAGUGCCAAUUGAAGAGGUCGAUAGGAUCCCAAGCAGACAAGUGUCUGGAGAGACACUGAACUUCCGCGGUGUGACUGAGGAGACCACCGCUGUGUAUCAGUGCAACAUGUCCAACCCCUACGGCUACCUGCUGGCCAACGCCUUCGUCAGCGUCAUGGACCAGCGGGCUCGUAUUCUGUGUCCACGAGAUCAGGCGAUGAAGGUCAUCGAGGGCAGGAAGACGCUGCUGGACUGCCCUUACUUUGGGGCGCCAGCACCUGAGCUGCGCUGGUCAAAGGGCACGGUUGGCUCCUUAGAAGGUGGUCGCUACAAGGUGUACAGGAACGGGACGCUAGAGAUCCGUAAGACGAGGAUGGACGACCAGGGCAUCUACAUGUGCACCGUCAGCAACGCCAUUGGCCGAGAUGAGAACCAGAUCCAGCUGGAGGUCAAAGAGCCCACACAAGUCAUCCGCAAGCCACACAACGUGAUCAUCCUGCGCGGGGGAGACGCCAAGUUUGAGUGUGCAAUCCGGCACGACGAGACCAUGCUGCCCUCCGUCAACUGGGAGAAGAACAACAAGACCCUCUUCAUUGGACGGAGAAUGCUGAAGGAGGAGGACGCUCUGACUAUCGUCAAUGUCAACAAAGGAGAUGAAGGAGUGUACAGCUGUGUGGUCAAAACGGAACUGGACGAGGUCAUAGUGUCCGCUCGACUCAAAGUGAUGGAUCGUCCAGAGCCCCCGACGGACCUGGUGUUAUCAGACCCCUCAGAGCGCAGCGUGCGCCUCGCUUGGACGCCUGGAGACAGCAACCACAGCCCCAUCAAAGAGUACUUGGUGCAGGCCAAAGAGGAGUGGUGGUUCCACUCCUCAUGGAAGAACCUGACCGUCUACCCGGGGAACCUGAACUCGGUGGUGCUGCAGCUCUCCCCGUACCUGAGCUACCGGUUCCGCAUCAUCGCCGUGAACGCACUCGGCCAGAGCGACCCCAGCCGCGCUACGGAGUACUACCAGACCGGAGGAGCCGUGCCAGACUCCUACCCCAAAAACAUCAAAGGUGUGGGAAGUGGACUGUGGAGAAACAACAUGGAGAUCACCUGGGAGCCGUUGCCGGAGCGGGACUGGAACGGGCCGUACCUGCAGUACAUGGUGUGGUGGAGGCGGCAGGACUCCAAGGAGGAGUGGAAGAACGUGACCACCAGGUGGUGGUGGCACACCAUCUACGACACGGACACCUUCACCGCCUACGAGAUCAAGGUGCAGGCCAUCAACAAGUUCGGCUACGGGCCAGAGUCCCCCGUCAUCAUCGGAUACUCUGGGGAAGACCGGCCUCUAGAAGCUCCGUCCGAGCUGAGUGUGUCGGAGGUGGACAGCACGUCUGCAACGGUCAACUGGCUGCCCGUCUCCCACAGCAGCAUCAUGGGAGCGCUGAAGGAGUACAAGGUGUACUACUGGCGAGAGAGCAGUCAGCUGCCGUGGCUAAGUGUCAGUAGGCGGAGCAAGUCCAAAGGUUUCGCAGCGUCAGGCCCGCGGCUGUCUGGCCAGGUGACGGGGUUAACCCCUUACAGCAACUACAGGAUGUACAUAGUGGUGGCCAACAGCCGCUACGAGGGCCCCCAGAGCAGCACCAUCGAGUUCCAGACACUAGAGGGCGUGCCCUCUGCUCCGCGCUCUUUCAAGAUCCAGCACCGGCAUCUGGACACCAUCUACGUGGAGUGGGAGCGGCCGGCGGAACCCAACGGCAUUCUAACGGGAUACGUGCUGAGAUACCAGCUGUUGAAUGCAAGUAGAGGGGAGAAGAUCCGUGAGGAGCAGUUGCCUCCAAACAGGACCUACUUCUCUGUCCAGCGCUAUGACCGCUACACGCGCUACAAGUUCUCUGUAGCGGCCCAAACGCAGGGCGGCACCGGAGAGUUCUACACCGAGGAGUCGCCACACUUCACUGAAGCGUACUCCACGGAUCAGGUGGACCUGGCCACUCAGGGCUGGUUCAUUGGGUUGAUGUGUGCAGUUGCCCUGCUGGUGAUCAUCAUGCUCGUCGUCUUCUUCAUCAAGAGGAGCAGAGGGGGCAAAUACCCAGUGAGGGAUAAAAAGGACUUUUGCUUGGAGCCCCUCGAUGAUAAAGACCAGGAAGGAACAUUUGACUAUCGGUCUCUGGAGAGGAUAACUCGUGUUCCUACUCUUCCCUACACCAGAAGGGAGGAGGACAUCAGGCAGAGGAGAGCGGACUCGGUGGACGACAUCAUCAGGAGGACGGAGAGCGAUGACAGCCUGGUGGAUUACGGCAACGGAGGCGAGAUCGAGUUCAACGAAGACGGCUCGUUCAUCGGCCAGUACACCGGCGUCAGCAAGCGCGAGAAGUCAGAUAGAGACGAAGACGGCUCGUUCAUCAGCCAGUACACCGGCAUCAGCAAGCACGAGAGGUCAGGUCGAGAGUACCACGACAGCUCCGAGGCCACGUCACCAGCCAACACCAUUUACACACUGGCCUAGUGUAGUCCUCUCUUGGGUACCUGAGGGCCACUGGGACUAAACAACAGGUACCCACACAAUGGCCUGUUUGCCCAAGAGGUCUUCUCACCUCUGGUCAGCCACUGAGAGCAAAUCGAUUCUGCUUGCAUUUGUCAAGGGGAUCAUAGGGAAAUGGUGACUGGACUUACAGUGCUACUUUUGCAGUUUGGGAAAUAAAACAAGGUCGUUUUACAGGAGAAGGCUGCUCCCUUCAUGCAGAUAAUUUACCAACAUGAUCCUUUAUCUUUUCAAACUAAAGGGCAUAAAGCGGUUAUGUAACUGCCCGGGGAGGUGGUAUGUUUUAUCAUGUUGAUAAAGAGUAGGAGAGUGAGGAGACGAUGGGGAGUGCUAUGGUGGCAGGGCUGCAUGUGUGCUGGUAUGGCUCAGUAAAAGCUAGAGAGAGUGAGGACGAUGUUGGCUAAUUGGGUAUUUUACAGUAAAAGCUAGAGAGAGUGAGGACAAUGUUGGCUAAUUGGGUAUUUUACAGUAAAAGCUAGAGAGAGUGAGGACAAUGUUGGCUAAUUGGGUAUUUUACAGUAAAAGCUAGAGAGAGUGAGGACAAUGUUGGCUAAUUGGGUAUUUUACAGUAUGUGCUCAGUAAAAGCUAGAGAGAGUGAGGACAAUGUUGGCUAAUUGGGUAUUUUACAGUAAAAGCUAGAGAGAGUGAGGACAAUGUUGGCUAAUUGGGUAUUUUACAGUAAAAGCUAGAGAGAGUGAGGACAAUGUUGGCUAAUUGGGUAUUUUACAGUAAAAGCUAGAGAGAGUGAGGACAAUGUUGGCUAAUUGGGUAUUUUACAGUAUGUGCUCAGUAAAAGCUAGAGAGAGUGAGGACAAUGUUGGCUAAUUGGGUAUUUUACAGUAAAAGCUAGAGAGAGUGAGGAUGAUGUUGGCUAAUUGGGUAUUUUACAGUAUGUGCUCAGUAAAAGCUAGAGAGAGUGAGGAGAAAGUUGGCUAAUUGGGUAUUUUACAGUAUGUGCCGUGUUGCGCACAAGCAAAAGCUAGUCAGAUAUUUAUUCUCGUUUUUCUUUUUUAGCCCAUGACCUUUUUAACGUCUCUGGUUGCUUUUCCCAGCCCAUUCAUUAUUGGUUGGAUCAAACUGCCCUCAUUCUUCAGGUAUAAGAACACAGAGUGUUUUAAUGCUUAUGAAACUUUAGUACACUCGAUCCCGGCACAUUGCUCAUUGCUCAGAGCUGUACCAAUAUCAGUUCAAAUUCAUAAGGCCCUGAGCUAACUGACUCAAGUACAAGAUGAAAUUGGCUGGUUGCCAGUUGUCCAUCGGUGAAAUUAGAGUCCAUUGCGUGUUUAAGAUGUCCUCUUCUAUAAUGAGAAAGAGGAGGAGGUCCUUAAUUCAGCCAUUAUAUUUCCAACCCAUCACAGGGCAUUCUGGGUAGGAUCUCUCUGUGCUCUAAUGCACUAUUGUUUAUGUUGUACAGUAUAGUUCUGCUCACAGAGGAAGAAUGUCCCAUCAUCUCACAGGUGAAAGAGACAGAUCCAUUCCAGUGUGAUUCAUAUUCUGUGCAUUAACCUCUAAAGUAAUACCCCCCCACCACCUCCUCUUAUUGAUGGCCAUACCUUAUCAACGGCACCUGGUUCAUCUCCCCCACUCUG